AUGGCGAGGGAUCUGAUUGGGCCGGCCCUGCCGCCCGGCUUCAAGGCCGGCGGGUCGGCGGAGGACGAGGAGCGGGACUCCAGCCCCGUUGCAGGACCGGCUCUGCCCCCUAAUUAUAAAAGCAGUAGUUCAGAGUCAUCAGACAGCGACGAGGACAGUAGUUCUUUGUCCGAAGAAGGAAAUCAAGAAUCUGAAGAAGACGACACUGGUCCACCGGCCCGAAAACCGAGGAGAAAUCAAGAUGAUGAUGACGAUGAUGAUGAUGAAGGGUUUUUUGGACCAGCUCUUCCUCCUGGGUUUAAAAAACAAGAUGAUUCUCCUCCACGGCCUAUGAUAGGUCCUGCUCUACCACCUGGUUUUCUUAAAUCUACACAGAAAAGUGACAAAAGCAGAAGUGAUCCAGGACAAGUGUCAUCAUAUUUCAACUCUGAGGAAACGGAUAGCAGUGAGGAGGAAGACAUUGUCGGGCCAAUGCCUGCCAAAGGACCAGUUAACUCCAGUGUAACAGCAGAGUUUGAAAAGAGGGCCCAGAGAAUGAAAGAAAAACUGACUAAAGGAGACGACGAUUCAUCUAAACCAAUUACGAGAGAGUCUUGGAUGACUGAACUUCCUCCAGAAAUGAAAGACUUUGGUCUCGGGCCCAGAACUUUCAAGAGAAGAGCUGAUGGCAAAUCUGGAGACCGAUCAGUCUGGACCGACACUCCAGCCGACAGGGAAAGGAAAGCUAAGGAGAUGCAAGAAGCAAGAAAGUCAUUCAGUAAGAAGGAUGAAGAAUAUAUACUGUCAGGAAGGGAUAAGAGAUUGGCUGAGCAAGUCUCCUCAUACAAUGAAUCAAAAAGGUCAGAAUCUCUUAUGGACAUUCAUCAUAAAAAAUUAAAGAAUAAAGCUGCUGAAGAUAAAAAUAAGCCCCAAGAGAGAAUACCAUUUGACCGUGAUACAGAUCUCAAAGUUCAUCGAUUUGAUGAAGCUCAGAAAAAAGCCUUGAUAAAGAAAUCUAGAGAACUAAACAGCAGGUUUUCACAUGGCAAAGGCAAUAUGUUUUUAUAA
Messenger RNA from Rangifer tarandus platyrhynchus (Svalbard reindeer), 1047 nucleotides. Lineage: Eukaryota; Metazoa; Chordata; Mammalia; Artiodactyla; Cervidae. The record is from the annotation of a GenBank genome assembly.